GGACCCGUCGGGGGCACAGCAGAUCAUUCUCUCCGUCCUCAUAUCUCUGUUGCGCAAGAUAACACAUUCAGUACGCACCAAUCAGUGGAGGCCGAAAAUUCCACGCCAAGUAGAAAACGUCCAGCAUCUCAAGCUUCAUCUACCGACUUCCUACCUUCGUCUAACAGUAUAUUUUCACCACAUCCCACAUCACAGGAACUUACCGAAGAGGUCGGAGGGGAGAUGGCUCGAAUCCGUGCACAGCUGUUAGAGAAUCAGAUCAGCCUCACACGAGAAGCGGAAGCACGGAGGCCUGAUUAUCUCAAGCGUGCAAAGCAUAUAGAGUCGCCGCCCCCUCUUGAUGUAGACGGCAUAGAAGGACAGCGGGCCGCCGCAACGAUCGGGGUAACGGAGAGUCCUAUCAAAGGCCGGCGGUUGAUGUUAUUUCAGCAAACUUCUGACGAAAGCUUUGAAGAAAGUUUGAUGGCAGGAGGCUACGAUCGCUAUCGCAUGGACUUGCUGCGACCUGUGAAUCCUGGGGACCCGAAUCCUUCAGGAGAGCCAGAAGCACUUCCUUUGGUUAGCGAGCAGGAGCUCCGCCAACAGAACAGGUUGUCUGCAUUCCGGAAUUCCUCCCAAGUUUCCUCCUCACGGUCACAGCUAGCUCCAGUUGAGGUGGAAGGAUAUGGCAGAGUCUUGAUGGAUAUUGGACCCCCUGAUCCACCCAGUCCAAAUAAACUAAGUUCAUCGAAGAAGAAGCGUUACCGGAAAAAGAAGAAGACACCUUCCAUGGACGAAUCAAAGGACCAGAGUACCUUUCCCUUGCAGUCGGAAGCAACUGUUGAUGUUCCAAACUGGCCGGAUACCCAAUUUCCGUGGCGCUUACGUUCGGAGCAGUGCGAUGAUUAUUCCAAAAUGGAGGAGGAACAACGCUUGCGGUACAUCGAAAAUUUCCUCAGCCGGAAUUCGGAUGAUGAAGACGACGAAGAGAGUUUGUUUCAGAAUCAAACAGCGCGUCCCGGGUUCGGUAGCGGCAAAGGCAAAACGUAUCCUCUUCUCGCUCGUUCACAGAAUCGAGAUCGUGGUCCAACCACGGUAUCCGUUGUUCCGAGCGAUCCAGCUGAUGCCAGAACUGCAUUGCUAUCGAAGCGAUCAAUUAGACAGUUCUCGUUUAGACGAGCGCAGCGCAAAUCCACCGACGAUGACAUCGACGAUGAAAUUGUUUGUAUUUGUCGAGGCAGUGAUGAUGGCCGAGAGUUGGUUCAAUGUGACGGAUGUCAUACUUGGUAUCACCUACAAUGCAUUGGCAUUCGAAGUAUCGCGGAAUUGGGCAGGGAGGAAGAUCCCUGGUUUUGUGGCAGUUGUGCCAAAACACCCCCUCCAGAUAUCCUACCGUCAUUCGAGCCGAUGUUUGUGCCAACUGAAGAGAAACUGAGGCAUGAUAAAAGCUACGACCCACCCUUCUUUCACGCCGGCCUCAACCCUUCGCCAGCAGUUCCUUGGAACAGGUCUCCACGGCCACCCAUGACCCCACCUGGCCGCAGGGCAGGCCCUUAUUUUUCCUCUGGUUCUUCCUGGGAUGAAACAUCUUCCCAGCCUGGUCCACAGACACCACAACUCUCCUCUCAAAGUGUUCGUGUGUACACAACGACGCCUGGUUGUGCUGAGCCAUUUAUGGCUGACGAAUCUCCAUUUGAUCCAACCUCGACACCUUCACGCGGCAUCAGAUUUGGCGCUCCCUUUGCAACACCAAAGAAUAAUUUCUGGCAGGGACGCGGUCCUGAGCUGUUCCACACGCCCACUAGACCUAGCGAGGGCAUGUCAAACCGUCGUUUUGGCCACCAUCUGUUGGGAGGUGCAGAAGAUGAUUCGCAACUUCCAAUUACCCACCUCUCCUCCGGCCCUGACAUCACACCAAUUGGUCGUAAUCUCGCCCCUGUCGGGCGUCUCGCAGAAUCUCCACUGGCUGCGAAGAAUUCGCGACGCGGGCCAGGCGGCGGACGGUUUCUGGAUGAGCAUUUUGACAGCGCGAGAGGAGGACGCCGUGGUUAAUCAUUCGCUUGUGCUUUCGUGAGAUCGUAUGUACUGCUUUUAGCUUUAGCUGCUUUUGAGUUUUACCCUACUUGUCACACCUACUGUUUAUUGGAAACAUUCAUCACUUUAUGUAUGAACAAUUGUCUUUACUUACAAUGUUGAGUCGCUCACCUUGCCAUCUCUAUAAUCUGCAGUGGCUCUAAGCCUUCUCACGACAGUAUAUGUAUAUCGCGGAUAAACAUUGAAAACGCAAUCUUCGGCCCCGGCGCUACUCAGCACAUAGCCUCCGGUAGCAUGUAUAUUACACACAUUGUCAUAAAUGAUUGCGCUGGGAAGAGCGGCCGGAAGAUAUCGCUGACUUACAUAAAGCAACCAACCAUGAUGCAGCUCUAGAUCUCGAGCAAGGUUUGGUUCCCAAGGAUUUGCCCGGAUAUGUCAUUUCGACGGACACUCCAUGAAACUCCGUGGCAUUGAUAUACGU
Suillus subaureus is the source of this 2494-nucleotide messenger RNA. RefSeq lists its product as uncharacterized. The record is from RefSeq and is a predicted model, not a curated record. The transcript is spliced from 2 exons. The annotation marks the transcript as partial. Lineage: Eukaryota; Fungi; Basidiomycota; Agaricomycetes; Boletales; Suillaceae.